CUGCUCCCUCAUCUGUUCAAAAGGGAGUUAGAGCUGUAUUCCAACGUCCUUUCAGGUAUUUGUCAAUUAUUCCCAUAUCAGAGCGGCACACCACUGUAAAUUUUUAUCAGACUCUAUUUGUCAUGUCCUGUCCUCCACGGGAAGAGUUUCAGGUGGGAUGGAUCUGCGCCCUUCCUGUUGAGGCGGCAGCAGCCAAGGAAAUGCUGGAUGAAAAUUUCGGAGCUCCUGAUGAGCAGGAUGGAAUGGAUUCCAACAUCUACACAUUGGGUCGAAUCGGCAAACACUAUAUCGUGAUCGCUUGUCUGCCUGCAGGACAAUAUGGUAAUACAGCAGCUACUAUAGUUGCGAACAACAUGAUCCGUACAUUCUCAAAGUCAUUGCGGGUCGGGUUGAUGGUCGGAGUUGGAGGCGGAAUCCCAUCCACCACUCACGACAUACGGCUUGGUGAUAUUGUGAUCAGUUGUCCAACGGGCACCUGUGGAGGAGUGCUUCAAUAUGAUAUGGGGAAGGUUGGAGUGGAUGGCACAUUUACUCGAACUGGGUCUCUGAACAGUCCUCCUAGAUCGCUGUUGACAGCAGUCAAUGCUAUGAGGACUGCCGAGCUUACUGAUGAUCCCUGCUACCCGACAUAUCUCCAACACGCCAUCGGGAGGACCGCACGAACCCGUAAGACCUUUACCCAACCUCUUCCACAGAGCGACCGAUUAUUUCAGGCCCAAUACGACCAUACAUCUGGAGCAGAAAGUUGUGAUUUAUGCCCAAAGGAGUGGGAAGAGGUAAGACAUCAGCGUGAGGAUGAUGCACCACAACCACACUAUGGUAUCAUUGCAUCUGGGAAUUCUGUUAUCAAGCACGGAUGUACAAGAGAACAGCUUCGUCUAGAAACUGGGGCACUGUGUUUUGAGAUGGAGGCAGCAGGAUUAAUGUUGGAUUUCCCAUGCAUUGUAAUCCGCGGCAUUUGCGACUAUUCUGAUUCUCACAAGAAUAAGCAGUGGCAAGGAUAUGCUGCUUUAGCAGCGGCAUCAUACACCAAAGAACUGUUGGGAUAUAUACCAAAGGGCCAAGUGGUACAAGAAAUCCUAGUGAGGGAUGUUUGUCAAAUUUUGAAUGAAGAGAUUAAAGGCACUAAUCGACGAUUGGAUGAUGCAUAUAAGCAACAAGAAAAGCAUCACAGUGAACGAAUAAAUCAAGUCUUGACAGACCAGCAACAGAAGUGUCACCAAGUAUUUAAGACAUCGAGUUAUGAGCAGCAUAAGGAUAUUAAUCCUGAUCGAGUAUCAGGAACCUGUCAAUGGGCUUUGCAGAAUCCAUAUUACCUUGAUUGGUGGACCAGUAACUGCGAUGAUCUUCUCUGGAUAUCGGCAGACCCCGGCUGCGGGAAGUCUGUUCUGUCUAAAUCACUUAUCGAUGAUGUUUUUGAAGAAUCCAGCUCAGCAGUGUCAGUGUGUUACUUUUUUUUCAAGGAUAACGAUGAGCAGAAUAAUUUUGCUACAGCUCUCUGUGCAAUAUUACAUCAGCUCUUUAGUCAACAGCCGAAUCUAUUACAACAUGCAAUACAGUCAUGGACAAAGAAUGGGGAUAAACUCAGGCAGGAAGUUGGUGAACUUUGGCGAAUUUUUAUGGCAGCGACAUCGGACCCCACAUCGCUAAAGACCGUUUGUGUGCUUGAUGCGCUCGAUGAAUGUUGCCCAGAUGACCAGGAUCGACUUAUUCAAAAACUUAAUGACUUUUAUUCCGGAACUGGUACAUCAACUCAGAAAAAUUGGUUGAAGUUUCUCAUUACCAGCCGUCCUUAUGAUGAGAUCCGGUCCGGCUUUCAGCCUAUUAUAGAUCAAUUCCCACAUAUACAUUUGCAAGGCGAGCAGGAGAAUAAUCUGAUUCAUAAGGAAAUUGAUCUCGUUGUGAAGGUAAAAGUGAAAGAGUUGGCUAAAAUAUCAAGACUCUCAGCCGAUGUGGAGCAGCGAAUUGAGCAGCAGCUUCUCCAAAUGCAACACCGCACGUAUCUCUGGUUAUAUCUGGCGAUUGACGACAUUCGUACCACAUUUCGGGAGAGCCUUCGGCCAGAGAAGGAAUCAAUUGAGCUAGUACCCCGAUCUGUGAAUGCCGCGUAUCAGAAAAUCCUCAAUCGAGUUCCAUCUGGUCGGGUAGAUAUUGUUAAGAAGAUAUUACAGAUUAUUGUUGGCGCGCGGCGCCCUUUGACAAUAAAGGAAAUGUCUAUGGCAUUGGGUGUGGCUGACAGCCCCAACUCAAAAACGGCUGCAGGAAUUGGAUAUGAUCCUUCUAGGCUUCUUAUUAAUAUACGCCAAUUAUGUGGGCUCUUUGUUUUCAUCAGCAACUCGAAGAUAUAUCUCAUACACCAGACAGCCAGGGAAUUUCUUCUCGGGAGAAACAUUGACAAUCAACCAACCUCAAAAUACUCUUUCAGCAGGCAAGAUGCUGAAAGCCAAAUUUCACAAAUAUGUAUUCGAUAUUUGCUAAUGGAUGAUCUGGAAGAGGAUCAAGAACAAGCAGAGUCUGAUAUUCAAUAUUUUCUGUCAUAUUCAGCAGAGCACUGGCCUGACCAUGCUCGAGAGAUGGGCUCAUCACAACAGCAAGCAAUGACUCAUCUUAUGUAUGAUUUAUAUUGCACCACGUCAAGAUUGGAGUUCUGGUUCACCACAUUUUGGGGGGCUGUUAAUAAACAUGAACGAGAGCCCAGAAUGGAUGCGAUACAUGUGGCAGCAUUCAAUGGGCAUGCUCAUGUAUUGGAAUGGAUCAUCACAAGUAGAGCAUAUACCAUCGACGACAGGAAUGGCAACGGGGAAACGGCUUUAAUGUUGGCAUCACAGAAUGGCCACAAUGAUGCUGUAAAUACGUUGCUACAGAGAGGUGCCAAUUUCAAUGCUCAGGGUGGAGAAUAUGGAAAUGCCCUCCAGGCUGCUUCUUAUCGAGGACAUGACAAGAUUGUACAAAUACUGUUGGAGAAAGGCGCCGAUGUCAACGCUCAGGGUGGACAGUACGGUAAUUCCCUCCAGGCUGCUUCUUAUGGAGAACAUGACAGGAUUGUACAGAUGCUGUUGGAUAAAGGCGCCGAUAUCAAUGCUCAGGGUGGAUUCAAUCAAUGAAUUACUGAAUCAAAAUUCUAUUAGCCUGACAGAGCCUAAUUAAUGAAAUGUCUAGGUAUGCAGGCGCCUCGCCGGCGAGACAAAAUCUUGGUCUAGAACGCCUUGAAUCCCUCAAACCCUUAUAUAUAGAGAAGAUAAUAAUCGAAAAAG
Molecule: messenger RNA, 3254 nt
Organism: Aspergillus caelatus
Lineage: Eukaryota; Fungi; Ascomycota; Eurotiomycetes; Eurotiales; Aspergillaceae
Exons: 3
Coding region: 123-3104 (993 amino acids)
Biological process (GO): nucleoside metabolic process
Molecular function (GO): catalytic activity; protein binding
Source: RefSeq, a predicted model, not a curated record